Candida dubliniensis CD36 is the source of this 1050-nucleotide messenger RNA. RefSeq lists its product as uncharacterized. NCBI's taxonomy places the organism in Eukaryota, Fungi, Ascomycota, Pichiomycetes, Serinales, Debaryomycetaceae. The transcript has a single exon. Gene Ontology annotation, molecular function: oxidoreductase activity. The record is from RefSeq and is a predicted model, not a curated record. Gene Ontology annotation, cellular component: mitochondrion. The coding region runs from base 1 to 1050 and encodes 349 amino acids.
AUGACACAGUUAACUUAUAAAAGAUAUGGUUUUAAAAAUGGGGGUUCUCCAUUAAAGAUAAUCACUGAUAAAUUCGAUUUUCCCACUGAUACUCAAGGUAACUUUAUCAUCCCCAAGAAUAAAAUAUUGAUCAAAAUCUAUUAUGCAUCAUUAAACCCAGUUGAUUAUAAAUUGAAAAAAAUCACUUAUUUCCCACCUUUCUCAAUGCAUGGUAUUGGUAAAGACUAUAGCGGUGAAAUUGUUGGUCUUGGCUCCAACGUCAAAAACUUCAAAGUUGGUGAAUUUGUUCAAGGGUUUCAUCCAGGUGUAAUCACUGAUGAUGGGACAUUUAGUCAAUAUUUGUUAAUAGACACCAAAGGGUUAUUCAAAACCGAGAUUGCCACCGUGCCACAAAAUAUCAGUUUGGAACAAGCUGCUGCUUGGCCAUUAGUUUUGGGUACUGCCAUCAAAGUUAUUGGUGACUUGCCUAUUAAGGGGAAAAAAAUUUUGGUGUUUGGUGGGGCCACCUCAGUGGGAAGAUACUUGGUACAAUUGUUACAAACAGAACAAGCUGGAGAAAUAGUUGUUAGUUGCUCGCCUAGAUCUCAAGAACUUGUCACUGAAUUGGGGGCAACAAAGAUUAUCAAUUAUAGAGAAAACGUCUUGAACCAGGUUUUGGAAAAUGUCAAGGAUAAGCCUUUCGAUUAUAUAUUUGAUACUUGGGGAGGUAAUGAAUUGUUCCCACAUUUGAAACAAAUUUUGGUCAAGAACGGUACUUAUCAUACCAUCGUUGGUGAUGAUCCUCACUCAUUUUUUAAAGGCACAAGUAGAUCAUUCUUUAGAACAUUUUUGAGUUGGCUUCAUAUGUUAGAUUAUUCGUAUCAAUAUGUUUUAUUGGGGGCAGGUGGCAAUGGAUGGAUUAACAAAGCAAGGAAAUAUGUUGCAAAUGAAGAUGUUCAAAUUUUUAUUGAUAAGAUUUACAAAUUCGAAGAUUUAAACGACGCAAUUGAAUAUAAUAAGACCGGUACAGCUCAAGGUAAGUUAAUCAUUAAUGUUAAAGACUACAAAUAA